Molecule: messenger RNA, 4680 nt
Organism: Fundulus heteroclitus (mummichog)
Lineage: Eukaryota; Metazoa; Chordata; Actinopteri; Cyprinodontiformes; Fundulidae
Gene: map4l
Product: microtubule associated protein 4 like
Exons: 12
Coding region: 376-3444 (1022 amino acids)
Biological process (GO): neuron projection development; microtubule cytoskeleton organization
Cellular component (GO): neuron projection
Molecular function (GO): microtubule binding
Source: RefSeq, a predicted model, not a curated record
GACAACCAGACACAAACACACACACGCACACUUUUGCUCUUUCACUACCAUGCACUUCUUUCCUUUUGCCUGUAAGCACACAUGCACUUUACGCACCUGACAUCCAUGCAGUUACACACAAAAACAACUGCAAGACAUCACUCUAAAACUGACAGGGGAUAAUUUUUUUUCUCAAGAUCACAAUAGUUUGGAAAGUGAAAACUCCUUUUGCCUCUGGGACUGGACUAAAAGGAUACUUGAGGAAGAAGAAAGCAACCGAGGACACAGGAAGAGGACUAAAAAAAGGACAACCAUAAAUAAGAGAGUGGUGAAGGCUGACAAGCAAACAGGUUAGAGCGAAGAUCAACAGAGGAAAACCAACUGCAGUGCAGGAGAAUGUCUUUCCUUUCUGGUUCACCCUGGCAGCAGCCUGGCAUCAUUAAUGGAAACGGUGGAUAUGGACAAGCCUCCAGUGGGUUUCAGCAGCAGCAUCAACAACAGCAACACAAACCUCCCGGUGCCCUCUCUAGUGCCAACAUCCCGUCAGUCAUAGCCUCUUCUCCACUUUUGCCCUCCAGUCCAGCUGCUCCCCACCACAGUGACUGGCAUUGCCAAGGCCAGAUGGCAUCAGUGGGGGCCACUGCCACAGUGCAGACAGGAUCUAGAAUAACUUUGAUGGAAGAUAAGGUGGAAUUAGGGCGAGGUAGCGCGGAGGGGAAUUCAUCUGGCAUAAUGGCAUCAGGGAAGCAGAGCUUUAUCACACCAUUGCUGAAUAUAGAGGAUGCUUGGUCCAGACCAGAAAGGGUAAAUGAAGAUGGACAUAGGGUUGGGGGGGUCGGGGGUGUGUUAGGGAGUGCAGGGCAGAGCCCCAGCAGCCCCCUGUCAUCGCACUCCUCUCCAGCCUCAACAUCACCCUCCCCUUCUCUCUCACCAGGGAGACUUUUUUCAAGCCCUGCCCUUGACCCUAAACCAUUUGGACAAAGCAAUCUCCAGCAAAACAUGGAAGAAUUUCACCUUCAGGGAUCUCAAAAAGCUGUUCAAGGACAGAUCCUCCCUCCGGAUUCCGAUCGGGUCUCAGAACAUCAGGAGAACUUAACAAAAAACCCAUCCAUCAACAGAGGUACUGUUUUGAGUGAAGAAAAAAAUGAGCAUGAGAAGAUAACAACUGGACACCUGUUGAAAGAAGAUUCUAAUGCAAGUAAAAAUGGAAAUCAAAUACCGAAGCCAUACUUUGAAAAGUCAGGUUUAGAUGUACCUACUCGUAAUGUGUCUGACCUAACAGGUAGUAAGGCUGGUACCACAGCAGGGCCUACAGCACAUGCACCUGCAUCUCCUUCUCCAUCCAAUGGAGCUGCGCGUAAUGCUGUUCUGAGUGUUGUUGAAGGGAACAGGCUGGACAGAAAAAACUUAAACCAUAGUGAAACAGAAAAAACAGCAACAUGUAUUGCGGCAAGCAGCAAUGUAACCGAGACAAGACUCGUAAGUCCUGGCCCGGAGCAGGCUUUAAAUCCCUUUGAGGAUAUGAGAAAGGGAUCUUAUGCUACACCAAACAGAGAAACCAAAACAGCGCGAGGUAAUGACAUCCCUCAGCGGACUGCAGUGAGACGUGCAAUGUCUGACUGUUCACAUCUGUCUGUUCCCAUGGUAAUGGCCGGAGCAUACCCUACAGGUAUGGCCAUCGCACAAGGGAUUGCACCCAGUGUGCCAGAUUUCAUCCCAGUGGGAACACCCUGCUCACCCAGAGCCCCUUACCCUCAUGUAGCUGUGCGUCGCUCACUCACGGUCUCAGACAGUGAAGGCUCUUCUUCAAUGGCAACAAUGAUCUCAACUCCUAUAAUGAUGUCACCUGUAGUGCCAUCAUCUCCUCCCCCCAGGAGACAUCAUGGGAGCUGUGAAACCAAUGUUCUACUUCCUGUUCCAACUCCUGCAGGAACACUGGCAAACAGCACCCAAGAUAGCAUGACAAAAGCAACGGUGAAAUCUGACAACAAGGACAAGCAGGAGAAGGUUGACAUCGUCUCCAGCAAGACGGACAAGAUCAACCUGGACAAGAAGGAAGAGCAGCUGAAGAAGGAAAACAACGCUGACAAGAAUCAGAAGUCAGAGAUGAUCCUCAAAAAUGAGGAGAAGAUGGAGAAGCUGAACGACAAGGCUAACGAGAAGCCGGAGAAGGUGGACAAGCCAGAAAAGACCAACAAGGACGAAAAGAAGCAGGAGGAGAAGAAGCCGGCUGAGAAGAAGGAAGAGAAGGGAGGAAAAGGCACAGCCAAGUCUCCCACAGGCAACGGCGGCAAAGCUGUAGCAGGCGCUGACAGCAAGAGCAAGCCUGAAGCGGGUCCAGCCAAACAAAACUCUGCCAAAUCACGCCCAUCCACCCUCUCCACCAAUGAUGCGGCCAACUCGGCCAAACGCCCCUCCCCCACAGCAGCCAAUAAAAAAAGCCCUGUGCCCAAGGCAACCACACCCACUUCUGCCAAACGUCAGCCAACAACAGGCUCAAGCAAGGCAGCCAAGACUCCAGAAAAUGGGGCAGAGAAACGCCCACCUGUAGCUAAAGCCACGCCCGCUACUCGUCAGGCUCCCAGUAAGAACGGCACCUCCGCAGCGGCUGCAAAUAAAACUGCAGCGAGCAAAAAUGACAAGGCUGAGAACAAGACAGCGGAGGCCAAGAAGCCCAAAACUACAGCACGUCCACGGCCAGCAUCCACAGCCACUCCGGCUACCCCGUCUGCCUCGACCAACGGUGAAGGUGCCUCCACCCAUCGCCGUCGCGUCAUCACAAAGCCCCCCGUGCCCAAGCAGACCCCCAUGGAGAAGAAGCCAGCUGCCCCUCGCCCUCCCCGUACUCCCCGACCCAUCAACGCUCCGACGCCAGACCUGAAGAAUGUGCGCUCUAAGAUUGGAUCCAUCGACAACAUUAAGUACCAGCCAGGAGGCGGGAAGGUCUCCUCCACCUCGAACAACAAGACAUCCGACCCCUCCACCCCCGCCGCCAAGGCCAGAGUUCAGAUAGUGCACAAAAAGCUGGACUUCAGCCACGUCACCUCCCGCUGUGGCUCCAAGGACAAUAUCAAACAUGUCCCUGGAGGUGGCAAUGUUCAAAUCUUGAAUAAGAAGGUUGACGUGAGCAAGGUGACCUCAAAAUGUGGCUCCAAGGACAACAUCAAACACAAGCCAGGCGGUGGGGACGUGAAGAUCGAGUCCCACAAGGUCAACAUUAAGACCAAGUCUAAGAUGGGAUCCCUGGACAACGUGGGGCCAGGCAGCGAACAGACAAAUGGACACAAGGAGGAAAAAACAGGAGAGAAGACAUCUCCAGCCGCGAGUGGCGCUGCGCAGCAGACACCAGCACCGGCAGGCGUUGCUAAGGAGAAUGGCACGAAGGAGCCCACGCCUUCCCCCUUCGGGGGGGACGGACUAAAGGAGCCCCUUAGCUUAGACAAACGCAUCACUGAGACAAAUUGAGUCCCCGUGAGCUCCAGAGAGUGGCGGGACAUGCAUGAUGCUCACUGACCUGUCAAUCAACUGACCAACAAAAUUACCACCGUUGCAGUCACCUCCCUCUGGCCCUGUCCUUCAACUCACCCACUGCAGCGGCGAACCGACCGAUUGCCUCUCAGUGUUUCUCUGAGGUCCGCCUGCCAGCAUCCUUCUACCAGCCCCGAUCUUCGACCUCUCAAAGUACCCGAGCUGACAUUUUGCCCUGUUACCUACAAAGAAGACCACUUGGUGUUUGUCUACACGUGUCUUAGUGGGGUUCUACAAGCUUACUUAUCUUGUAACCACCAGAUAUAGUUAACUUUACCCCCGUUCACAAAAUCUAACAACCCAAACACAGACAACACUCCUGAGCAGAGUCACCUGUUUUCAAAUAUUGUUCAACCUGUGAGUCUAACUACUGAUAAAACAUUUUUCUCUGGUCUGUUUGAAGGACAUUCACGUUCCAAAACUCCCUCAAUGCUCUAACCGUGUCGGUAGAACUGUACCUCACUUCCAGUUCACCCCAUCAGAUGUCACUAUGUCGCAUCAAGUCAUUCUUAUUGCUCUUCAACAGCUCAUUGCGCAUCAUUUAAUCACAAUCAUUAUGAUAUUGUCCAUCCAGUUUAUUCAAUUAAAAAAAAUAAUCACAGUAAUGUUUUUAUCUCUGUAUUAACAUUAUCCUGAUACUCGGAGUCGGUAGGGGUGGUUCUAAAAAACACCACAGAGUUAUACUAAAUCUGUAACUGCUAAAGAAUCUAAUGAAGUGUAUAAGCUUGUUGAGUGUCGUGUUGUUAGAUGUAGGCGACACGUCAGGGUAAGAGAAUCACCAAGAACCAAGCUUAUCACCGGAAUCGGGUCUGUUUUUCAGUUCGAUUGGCCAGACGGGUUAGAAACUCAAACACCUGACCUUUACGUGAAUAUACCAUAUUUAACAACUUUCCUCAGUGUUGAUGUUGUUACCGAGGGAAGAUGGCUCAGAGUUAGCUAUUUUCAGUAUCAGUGAGGUGGUUAAAACUGAAAUCAGAGGAAGCACAGGGAUGUUGGAAGCUUUUUAAAGUUCAUCCAGGUCACGAGCGAGGUAAACGCUUUUCAAGCAGAUAACAGUAGGGCCGAACAUAAUUAAGCACAGUUGCUGUAUUUUAUCCUUUUAGGCUUUCAACCUCUGUAUUUUGGUUAGAAACAUAUUUUAAAAAUGCGAUUACCUCAAAAUAAUAUUUGAAA